This is a messenger RNA of Soboliphyme baturini, 384 nucleotides long. Lineage: Eukaryota; Metazoa; Nematoda; Enoplea; Dioctophymatida; Soboliphymatidae. The record is from the annotation of a GenBank genome assembly.
AUGUGCAGUCGCGAAGUUAUUUUCUUUUCAGCCAAUUUUGAACAGUCUGUCGUAUCUCGUUUGCCCGAAGGUUUGCCACACGGAGUUUAUUAUGGUUUUGCACAGGUCGAUAAUGGUCCAAUCCACCGAAUGGUUAUGAGUAUCGGUAAAAACGUUCAAUUUGGGGAACAAAGCAAAACUAUGGAGACGCAUAUUCUACAUAAAUUUGAAAAAGACUUUUACGGCUCCUUCCUAAAAUCGCUGAUAAUUGGCUACAUUCGGCCAAUGAAAAGUUUCGGUUCGUUAGACGAGCUAAUUCAAGCGAUUCGUUCCGACAUUACCUUUGCUAACAAGCAGCUGAGUUUAGGCAAGAACGAAGUAAGCCGGUUUAGUCACUUUUUCUAA